AUGGAGGAAAACGUCUACAAGGAGGCCUGUAACGUCUACAGCACCUGCAGCGAUGAUGCCAGCAACGUAUACGAGGAACCCUGCACGCUCUCUCCACCGACAGUUUCGGCUGUGAGGAGGGCUCCUGGCCUGAACCCCGCACCGGGAGCCUCAGUCGUAUCUGGAGAGACAGGUUCGUCCGGGCCUAAGUCUAACGACAAGCGCCAAGCCGCCGACCCCGGACCUGCCUCUGCUGAGAUCGCUGGGUACAUCCCAGGGGUCGGUAUGAGGAGCCCUGGUACUGGUCAGUCCCGAGUCUGGACCAGCGCCACGUCGAAAACCUACGCUGUGGUGACCACCGUUCUGAUCUGCUGUCUGCUGGGAGUUACCAUCUUUCUAGUUGUUACUGUGUCGAACCUGAAGCUGUCAUUCAACAAGCUGGACAAGAAGACAACUGAUGAUUUGUCGGAUCUGAAGAUGUCAGUCAGCAAGCUAGACAAGAAGACAGCCGGAAUCCAGGCAAACGUCUCAGGGUGGAUGCUACACCAACAGAAGACGUUCUCCGAAUCGGCCGAGACCUGUCGGGCUGACGGAGGCACCCUCGCCAUGCCCCGCGACGAGGGCAUCAACGACUUCCUCGUCUCUCUAGAUGAGAUUGGCCGCCGUUGGUUCGGCCUGCACCGACAGGAAGACAAGUGGGAGUGGAUAGACGGCACCGCUCUGGGGACCGGCUACAGCGAUAGGAUUGAUGAUCCCUCUUGA
Branchiostoma belcheri (Belcher's lancelet) is the source of this 741-nucleotide messenger RNA. RefSeq lists its product as uncharacterized. Lineage: Eukaryota; Metazoa; Chordata; Leptocardii; Amphioxiformes; Branchiostomatidae. The record is from RefSeq and is a predicted model, not a curated record. The transcript has 5 exons. The coding region runs from base 1 to 741 and encodes 246 amino acids.